Messenger RNA from Pieris brassicae (large cabbage white), 747 nucleotides. RefSeq lists its product as uncharacterized. Bases 1 to 747 code for a protein of 248 amino acids. The record is from RefSeq and is a predicted model, not a curated record. The transcript has 3 exons. NCBI's taxonomy places the organism in Eukaryota, Metazoa, Arthropoda, Insecta, Lepidoptera, Pieridae.
AUGAAGUCCAUUCUCAUUUUGUCGUGUGUUAUAGCAACAGUGUAUUCUGGGCCUAUCGCCCAAGAAGACUCGGUUCUUAAAUUAGUAACCAGCAACUUUGUGAAUUGUAUGAAUAGUGAUUUAAAUUUGUGCUUAAAGGAACAUGCACUCAAAGCCACUGAACGUCUCGGCUCAGUUCGUAAGCUGAACAUCAUUGAUGGUCUUACCAUUUACAACAAUGGCCCUCGGGAAUCUAGAAGCUUCGAAGCUUUAUCCUCAGAACCCGAAGAAAGAAACAAGCAACUGACUGAAAGACUAUGGGAGAGUACCACGGAUCUGUUGCAGAAGAGCGAUUUGGAAGUCAGCUUUGCUGGUGGUGAUGAUGAAGAGGAAGAAUCUCGGUCUAUUGAUGAUGCAGUCGAAGAAAGCCGUGGAAAGAAGAAGAAGCAGCUCAAGAAGAAGUUGAAGCUCCUCAUUCCCCUCGCUAUCCUCGCUAAAGUGAAAGCUGUAGCCCUAAUUGUCAUCGCUCUCCUGGUAAUCGCCGCAUCACUUUUCAAACUGGCCGUUCUCGCCAAGAUUGCCUUUAUUGCCAAGGUCAUUGCAAUCAUUAAAGCCUUGAUCGCAAAGAAGCAUGCCCAAGAAGAACACACCUGGGUGUCUCAUGAGGAGCACCCUCAAAUUUCCCAUGGAGGUUGGGGCGAGCAAGGUGGUUGGUCCCGCUCAAGAACGGAAGCCAACAACCUGGCCUAUUCCGCCUACCAACAGUAA